UUGACAUUUCUUCAAUUUGGCAAGUAAACAUACAUUAGCAGAGAAACAAAAGAUGGCUAAAGAUCAGGACAUAGAGAAAACCGAAAACGACGAUAUGAGAGCUCCACUUAUUACUGCACGAGACGAGAUAUCAGAAAAUGGCGAUCGAAUCAAGAAAGCCAUCAAAGAAGACAGAUGCAUGAUUUAUCUCACUACAUUCGUUGCUGUCUGCGGUUCCUAUGCUUUCGGAGCUUGCGCAGGGUAUUCAUCGCCUACACAGGCUGCAAUCAGAGAAGAUGUAAACUUAUCAUUAGCAGAGUACUCGUUGUUUGGGUCGAUAUUGACGUUCGGAGCAAUGAUCGGUGCAAUCACUAGCGGUAAAAUCGCAGAUUAUAUAGGGCGUAAAGGGGCUAUGAUAACAUCGAGUGGAUUUUGUACAGCAGGGUGGCUGUCCAUUUUCUUUGCUCAGGGGCCGGUUCUUCUGGAUGUAGGGAGAUUGGCAACUGGAUAUGGAAUGGGAGUUUUCUCUUAUGUGGUUCCGGUAUUCAUAGCUGAGAUUGCUCCCAAGGAAUUAAGAGGAGCUUUGACAACAAUAAACCAGCUUAUGAUUUGUAUGGGAGUGUCCGUGUCGUUUAUUAUAGGCACAUUGCUCACAUGGAGGGUUUUAGCAUUAGUAGGCAUAGUCCCUUGUGCAGUUCUUCUUAUCGGCCUUGCUAUAAUUCCAGAGUCCCCUAGAUGGCUGGCGAAGCAAGGAAAACGGAAAGAGUUUGAAGCUUCAUUAAGACGACUACGUGGGAAGAAUUGUGACAUAUCUGUCGAGGCAGCUGAAAUUCAAGAUUAUAUAGAAACUCUGGAGAGCCUUCCAAAGGCCAAAGUGCUCGACUUAUUUCAAAGGCGAUAUUUACGCUCAGUCACGAUUGGAGUUGGACUAAUGGUGUGUCAACAAUUCGGAGGGAUCAACGGUAUUUGUUUCUACACCAGCAGCAUUUUUGAGUCCUCAGGAUUUCCAGCUGAUGUCGGAACCAUAAUCUAUGCUAUUCUUCAGGUCGUAAUCACUGCCCUAGGUGCUACAUUAAUCGACAGAGCAGGACGAAAACCUCUUUUAGUGGUUUCUGGGGCAGGGUUGGUCCUAGGUUGUCUCCUCACAGGGAGUUCAUUCUAUCUCAAGGAUCAAGGACUUGCCUCCGAAGUAACUCCAGCACUUGCUGUCACUGGCAUAUUGGUUUAUAUAGGGGCUUUCUCAGUGGGAAUGGGAGCAGUUCCAUGGGUGGUGAUGUCUGAGAUAUUUCCGAUAAACAUUAAAGGAGUAGCUGGAAGUCUAGCAACACUUGUGAACUGGUUCGGUGCAUGGGCUGUUUCCUACACUUUUAACUUUCUCAUGAGCUGGAGCUCCUACGGGACGUUCGUUCUUUACGCUGCGGUGAACGCACUUGCCAUUGUAUUCGUGAUUAAGGUUGUCCCCGAAACUAAAGGGAGAACUCUCGAACAAAUACAGACAGCUAUAAACGCGUCGUGAGAAAAUACACCAAGAAGAAUAUUUUUUUUUUUUCGAAUUUUUUCAGUGAAGAGCAAACUUCGAUUCAGUGAUGUUAAAAGAAUAAUGUUAUGUGUUCUCAGUUUAUUUUUUUGUUGAUAACCAUGGUUGGUCAGAGAUAUACUGUGAGUGUAUUUUCACUAUAUUCAACAAAAUAAAAUGUAUAUGUUUUUAUUA
Erythranthe guttata (spotted monkey flower) is the source of this 1690-nucleotide messenger RNA. Its product is annotated as Major facilitator superfamily protein. The record is from RefSeq and is a predicted model, not a curated record. Gene Ontology annotation, cellular component: membrane. Lineage: Eukaryota; Viridiplantae; Streptophyta; Magnoliopsida; Lamiales; Phrymaceae. Gene Ontology annotation, biological process: transmembrane transport; carbohydrate transport. Gene Ontology annotation, molecular function: sugar transmembrane transporter activity.